AUGACUUCUCCAAUGAUUCAAAAAGAUAUUGUGAGUGCAUGUAAGAUAGAGACUGUUAAAGCUAUUCUUGACGAAUUAAAUGAUGACUACUUUGCUUUACUAGUUGAUGAAUCCUUUGAUGUGUCACGCAAGGAGCAAAUGGCUAUCGUAUUUCGUUAUAUUGAUAGAAUGGGAUUUGUAAUGGAGCGACUUAUUGACAUUGUUUAUGUUGAAGAUACUAGUGCUUCAUCUUUAAAGGAGGCAAUUUUUAAUUUACUUGCUCAACAUUCUUUGAGUCCAUCAAGUGUGCGUGGACAAUGUUACGAUGGGGCAAGUAAUAUGCAAGGUGAGAUCAAUGGCCUUAAAAUGUUGAUUAGACGAGAAAGUAAAUCGGCUCAUUCAAUCCAUUGCUUUGCUCAUCAACUUCAACUAACUCUUGUUGGGCGUAUGGAUAAUUUACGAGAUUCUCAAAAAUCAACAAUUCAAGUGGCAUUAGAUAUGGGUGAACUUACAACCGGUAGGGGCUUGAAUCAACAACUUGGUCUUUUAAGAGCUUGUGAUACUCGUUGGGGAUCUCAUUAUAAAUCCUUUAACAAUUUUAUUAUUAUGUUUGGCUCUAUUCUUGAGGUUCUUGAAUCACUUGCUCUUGAUGCAAGGAGUAUGGAUGAAAGAGCCAAGGCAAUGGGACAUCUUGAAGCUUGUCAAACAUUUGAGAUUGCGUUUAUGUUGCAUUUGAUGAGAGAUGUCUUAGCAAUCACAAAUGAGCUUAAUAAAUGCUUACAAAAAAAAGAGCAAGAUAUUACAAAUGCCAUGCUACUUGUUGAAGUAGCAAAGAGAAGGUUGCAAGUCUUAAGAGAUGAUGAAUGGGAUUCUCUUAUUGCCAAGGUAUCUACAUUUUGUAUCAAACAUGAUGUUUUGAUACCUAACUUUGAGGAGCCAUAUGUUAGCUCUUUAAGAUCACGGCGGAAACUUGCUAACUAUACAAUCUUACAUCAUUAUCGUGUUGAAGUGUUUUGCAAUAUCAUUGAUUGGCAACUUCAAGAACUUAAUGAUCGUUUUGAUGAGGUGACUACCGAUUUGCUCCAUGGAAUUGCUUGCUUGAAUCCAAUUAACUCAUUUUCAAGUUUUGACAUAAGAAAAGUAAUGAGAAUGGCUGAAUUAUAUCCAGAUGACUUUGAUGAAUCCAAUAUAAGUAUUCUUGAGAAUCAACUUGCAAGUUACAUUGUUGAUGUUCGUGAUGUUGAUGAAAGGUUCUCCGAUCUAAAUGGGCUUUGUGAUCUUUCCAAAAGAUUAGUUCAGACAAAGAAACAUUCAAAUUAUCCUCUUGUAUUUCGCUUAGUGAAACUUGCUCUACUUUUACCAGUUGCCACUGCCUCCGUUGAAAGAGCUUUUUCGGCAAUGAAGUUUAUCAAGAAUGACUUGCGGAGUCAAAUGAGUGAUGAUUUUUUUAGUGGUUGUUUGGUGCCUUAUUUAGAAAAAGAUGUAUUUGAUAAGAUUUCUAAUGAUGUUAUUAUUAAGACAUUUCAAGAUAUGAAACCUCGUAGAAUACAAUUGUAA
Messenger RNA from Solanum verrucosum, 1536 nucleotides. RefSeq lists its product as uncharacterized. The transcript is spliced from 2 exons. The record is from RefSeq and is a predicted model, not a curated record. The coding region runs from base 1 to 1536 and encodes 511 amino acids. Gene Ontology annotation, molecular function: protein dimerization activity. NCBI's taxonomy places the organism in Eukaryota, Viridiplantae, Streptophyta, Magnoliopsida, Solanales, Solanaceae.